Spirometra erinaceieuropaei is the source of this 453-nucleotide messenger RNA. The record is from the annotation of a GenBank genome assembly. Lineage: Eukaryota; Metazoa; Platyhelminthes; Cestoda; Diphyllobothriidea; Diphyllobothriidae.
AUGCGUUCUCUGGUCGGUAACGUGAAAAUCGACGACAAGUUCUUUAAAGAGAUGUUCUUAGAACGUCUGCCGACGUCGGUACAAACAAUCUUGGCCCCUAGCUCCGACGACCUAGACAUAUCAAAGUUAGCGGCUGGCCGUAUGAUGGAGGUUGAGCGUCUGUCAUCCUCGACGAUUGCUCAGGCGUUCCAGCCUCUCACCGUGUCCUCCUCUGACUUGGCUAAACUAAAGACACAGAUUGCCCAGUUGUCAGCGACUGUUGCCGCUUUGCAGCCGCGCCGAUCCUCCGGUCCCUCUCGACGUUCCUUCGGCCGUGACCAUCGUCGUUCCCGCUCUCGCCACAGGACCGCCAACGUAUAUUGGUAUCAUGUUAACUAUGGCGAUAAGGCGCGGCGCUGUGUCCCACCCUGCCCCUUCAAGUCCACGCAGGGAAACUCCUCGGCCGGAGAGUAA